Arachis duranensis is the source of this 1383-nucleotide messenger RNA. RefSeq lists its product as uncharacterized. The transcript is spliced from 12 exons. Gene Ontology annotation, molecular function: thiolester hydrolase activity. The coding region runs from base 143 to 1150 and encodes 335 amino acids. Gene Ontology annotation, cellular component: intracellular membrane-bounded organelle. Lineage: Eukaryota; Viridiplantae; Streptophyta; Magnoliopsida; Fabales; Fabaceae. The record is from RefSeq and is a predicted model, not a curated record.
GAGCUGCUUACUGCUUAUAAUCAACGUCAAAUCCAAUCCCAUAUUUCUGAUUUCUCUCAUUUCUUCUUCUCUUUAUAUUUAAUAAUCAUUCUACUUCCUUGCUCUUCUUGUUCUUCUUGUCGUUUGAUUUUUAUAAUUAAUUAUGAUGGGCAACCCAAGCGUACUUCUUGUGCUCUUCUUCUUCUUUAUCGCAUUCAAUCUCACUGUAGCUCAUUCCCUUCCAUUCAUCGUCUUGCAUGGCAUUGGAGAUAGAUGCAAGAAUCAUGGAAUCGGAACCUUUGUUAAAGAACUAAGUGAAUGGUCUGGAGCACAAGGAUACUGCUUAGAAAUUGGAAAUGGAUCAUGGGAUUCUUGGACCAUGCCCCUAUUAAAACAGACAUCUAUUGCCUGUGAUAAGGUAAAGAAGAUGAAAGAGCUUAGACAGGGUUACAACAUUGUUGGACUUUCUCAGGGAAACUUGAUCGGUAGAGGGCUUAUUGAAUUUUGUGAGGGAGGACCUCCUGUAAAGAACUUUGUAUCCCUUGGAGGUCCACAUGCUGGCACUGCUUCUGUUCCAUUGUGUGGAUCUGAGUUUGUAUGCACUCUUGUGGAUAGUAUCAUCAAACUUGAGGUCUACAGCAAAUUUGUGCAGCAACAUCUUGCUCCAAGUGGCUAUGUUAAAAUACCAACAGAUAUUUCUGACUAUAUUGAAGGCUGCAAUUUUCUUCCAAAGCUUAAUAAUGAAAUAAGUACUGAAAGGAAUUCCACAUACAAGCAACGAUUUGCUAGCUUACAAAAUUUAGUACUCAUCAUGUUUGAGCAGGAUACGAUUUUAAUACCAAAAGAAACAGCCUGGUUUGGUUACUUUCCAGAUGGGGCAUUUCAUCCUGUUUUGGCACCACAGCAGACUAAGCUCUAUAUUGAAGACUGGAUUGGCUUAAGAACUCUAGAUGAAGCUGGGAAAGUUAAAUUCAUUAGUGUGUCAGGGGAUCAUCUUGGAAUCUCAAGCAAUGACAUGAAAACUUACAUAGUGCCAUAUUUAGAAGACCAAAAAUCAACAGUUUCAAGGCCAAAAAUUGAAGAAUCUUUAUUUCAUGUUUGGAUUUCUUCCAUCCGGAGUUCUCUAUUGAAGAUGGUUGGGCUGAAUCAAGACUUGAAAUUCUUGAAUUAACAGAGAAAACAAAAAGGGUUAAGUAAAAAAAAAAAUGAAAUAGCUAUUAAUCAGUGGAGUGCAGUGGAAAACAAUUCUAUAUUUCUAUCCUUAUUACAUGAUGUUUUGUAGUUUUUCUUAUUGUAUUGUCGGUAUUGAUUAUUAUUCCAGAACUUUAUUUUUCUGGCCUUGAAUGCAAAUUUGAUCUCGAGUGAAUAUUUCUUUGUUGUAUAAUGAAGUAUUGUACACUGUUA